Molecule: messenger RNA, 891 nt
Organism: Rotaria sp. Silwood2
Lineage: Eukaryota; Metazoa; Rotifera; Eurotatoria; Philodinida; Philodinidae
Source: the annotation of a GenBank genome assembly
AUGUCUGCAAAGGUGACUGAUAAAGACCUGAACUUUCGACCUGAAUGUAUUCGUGUGAAAAAUAUCAAUAUUUUAAAAAAUGAAAUAAACGAUCGAUUAUGCACAGUAGAAGCACAAAUCUGUUCUAUUAGUGAUGAAAUUGCAGUUGUUUUCGAAGAGAAUGAAUUUAAACGCGUGCAAAAAGUAAAAAAAACAGUUAUUGGUGAUGCGACUGGAGCAUUAGAAAUGACUAUGUGGGAAAGUCAUUUUAAUGAAAUAGAAUUGGGAAAAUCAUAUCAUAUUCGAUUAUUAAAAAUACGAAUCUAUAAUGAACAAAUAUCAUUAGCUGCUGCAACAGAAACAUCGUAUGUAUUGAAACCUAUAAAAUAUAAUGUAAUGAUGUUCUUUUAUUUAUUUGUAAGAUUUAUAAAAAUUAAUGAUCUAACAAAUGUAAUCAGUGAAGUUGAUAAUAGUAUAAAUAGAUACAAUACACAAAAAGGAAAAAUCAUGUCUAUAGAGAAAUAUAACAAUCAUUAUAUAUAUCAAUGUUGUGGUGGUUCAAACGUAAUUGAUGAAGCAGGAAUAAUUGUCUAUAUUGAUUGCCAUUCUCGAUUAAUAAAAGACGAAAACAUAACUGACAACUACUUUAAAAUUACAAUUUCGACUUUUAAUAAUGAACAAUACGAUUUAAAAAUUACAAAACCGUUAUUAAUGCUUGUAUUAUCAGAAAAAACUUCUGAUUUCAUAGAAAGCAAUGAUGGUAUAAACGAUGAAAAUAAUUUCAACAAUAUUAUUUCUUUAACCGUAAACUUUACGUAUAGCGAAAUAACUGCUAUAAUUAGUGAUAUUUCAAUAGUUAAAGAAAAUCCAUCAUCUCUUGAAAGUAUCUUAAACACUAUGUUUACUGAAUGA